Molecule: messenger RNA, 8978 nt
Organism: Oreochromis aureus
Lineage: Eukaryota; Metazoa; Chordata; Actinopteri; Cichliformes; Cichlidae
Gene: acaca
Product: acetyl-CoA carboxylase alpha
Exons: 55
Coding region: 219-7439 (2406 amino acids)
Biological process (GO): fatty acid biosynthetic process
Molecular function (GO): metal ion binding; acetyl-CoA carboxylase activity; ATP binding
Source: RefSeq, a predicted model, not a curated record
AACCUGGCUGCGCAUCAUCACAUCACCCCACUCUCUGCUGUUAAAGCAUCUGAUGGGGAUGUGUGACCUCAUCAUGAUGUGAUGUUUUCAUCAUCACUCGGAAGAGAGAUGUCUGGCAGAUACAAUUAAUUUAUCGAUCUUUUUAAUCCAACUUUUUUUUCAGGAUUACGUGUCGGUUUAUCUCCACCGUAUUUGGAGCCUGCUCCUGUCGCCCAACCAUGGCACAACAGGACGGCGCUGCCAAGAAGAUUCCGGCUGUUGCGGAAUUGCACUCUCACUUCAUUGUGGGAUCUGUGUCAGAGGAGAACUCAGAGGAUGAAAACCAAGGGAAGGUGGACUUGCAGCUAGAUGAGAAGGAGACUCGCUCCUUGUCUCCAUCUUCUGGGAGUUCGGACAGCACCUAUGAAAUGGGCUUCGACCACAUCGACGGUCCCAUGCACAAUUUAAGAUCAAGCAUGUCAGGCCUGCACCUGGUGAAACAAGGACGAGAUCGCAGGCGUAUUGACCUCCAGAGGGACUUCACUGUUGCUUCUCCUGCUGAAUUUGUCACACGCUUUGGUGGUAACAGGGUCAUUGAAAAGGUGCUCAUUGCCAACAAUGGCAUUGCAGCAGUGAAAUGCAUGCGCUCCAUCCGCCGCUGGGCCUAUGAAAUGUUUCGCAAUGAAAGGGCAAUCCGUUUUGUCGUCAUGGUGACCCCAGAAGACCUGAAGGCCAAUGCAGAGUACAUCAAGAUGGCAGAUCAUUAUGUGCCUGUACCCGGGGGGACUAAUAACAACAACUAUGCCAAUGUUGAGCUCAUUCUAGACAUUGCUAAACGCAUACCAGUUCAGGCAGUGUGGGCUGGAUGGGGGCAUGCCUCAGAAAACCCUAAACUCCCAGAGCUCCUUCAAAAGCAUGGCAUUGCUUUCAUGGGUCCACCAAGUCAGGCUAUGUGGGCUCUUGGAGAUAAGAUUGCUUCCUCCAUCGUGGCUCAGACAGCUGGAAUUCCAACAAUGCCCUGGAGCGGAACAGGUCUGACAGUGGACUGGCCAGAGAAUAACCAAAAGAAGAAGGUCGUCAACGUUCCUCACGACUUGUAUGAGCUUGGCUGCGUCCAGGAUGUAGAGCAUGGCAUGAAAGCUGCAGAGAAAAUUGGCUACCCUAUAAUGGUGAAGGCCUCAGAAGGUGGUGGAGGAAAAGGGAUCCGUAAAGUCAACUCUGCUGAUGACUUCCCUAACCUGUUCAGACAGGUCCAGGCAGAAGUCCCAGGAUCACCCAUUUUUGUCAUGCAGCUAGCCAAGCAUGCCCGUCACUUGGAGGUUCAGAUUUUGGCUGAUCAGUAUGGCAAUGCCAUUUCCCUGUUUGGCAGAGACUGUUCUGUGCAGCGACGACACCAGAAAAUUAUAGAAGAGGCUCCUGCUACCAUCGCCACUUCUGAUGUGUUUGAGGAUAUGGAAAAGUGUGCGGUGAAGCUGGCUAAGAUGGUGGGUUAUGUAAGUGCUGGUACAGUUGAGUACCUCUACAGCCAGGAUGGCAGCUUCUAUUUCCUGGAGCUCAACCCUCGUCUACAGGUGGAACACCCGUGCACUGAGAUGGUGGCUGAUGUCAACUUGCCUGCUGCCCAGCUGCAGAUUGCUAUGGGUAUUCCUCUUCAUCGGAUCAAAGACAUUAGAAUGCUUUAUGGCGUUCAGCCCUGGGGGGACUCUCCCAUUGAUUUUGAGGCUCUGUCCACUGCCCCUUCCCCUCGGGGCCAUGUCAUUGCUGCUCGUAUCACCAGUGAGAACCCAGAUGAGGGUUUCAAGCCAAGCUCUGGAACCGUGCAAGAGCUGAAUUUCCGCAGCAAUAAGAAUGUGUGGGGCUACUUCAGCGUUGCAGCGGCUGGAGGGCUGCAUGAGUUUGCUGACUCCCAGUUUGGGCACUGCUUCUCAUGGGGAGAGAAUCGUGAAGAAGCUAUCUCAAACAUGGUGGUUGCGCUUAAGGAGCUGUCUAUUAGGGGUGACUUCAGGACAACAGUGGAGUACCUCAUUAAGCUGCUGGAGACGGAAAGCUUCCAGCACAAUAGUAUCGACACAGGCUGGCUGGACAGACUUAUCUCAGAGAAGAUGCAGGCGGAGCGUCCUGAUACCAUGCUGGGAAUUGUGAGCGGUGCUCUGCAUGUGGCAGAUGUCAAUCUCAGGAACAGUGUUUCCAACUUUUUGCACUCUCUGGAAAGGGGUCAGGUGCUACCAGCACACACGCUGCUCAACACUGUGGAUGUGGAGCUGAUCUAUGAAGGUACUAAGUACGUUCUGACAGUGACUCGUCAGUCUCCCAACUCCUAUGUGGUCAUCAUGAACAAUUCUUGUGCUGAGGUGGAUGUCCAUCGGCUCAGUGAUGGAGGUCUUUUGCUGUCAUAUGAUGGAAGCAGCUACACUACGUACAUGAAAGAAGAGGUGGACAGGUAUCGCAUCACAAUUGGGAACAAGACAUGUGUUUUUGAGAAGGAAAACGAUCCCUCGCUGCUGCGGUCUCCUUCAGCAGGCAAACUCAUUCAGUACACUAUUGAGGAUGGCGGGCAUGUGUUUGCUGGCCAGUGCUACGCUGAAAUAGAGGUGAUGAAGAUGGUCAUGACUCUCACUGCAGCAGAGUCUGGUUGUAUUCACUAUGUGAAGAGAGCUGGAGCAGCAUUGGAGCCUGGCUGUGUCAUUGCCAAGUUGCAACUGGAUGACCCAAGCAGAGUGCAGCAGGCUGAGCUCUACACAGGGACCCUGCCUUCUAUCCAGGCAGUAGCUUUGAGAGGAGAGAAGCUGCACAGAGUUUUCCAUAACACACUGGGUCAUCUUGUUCACAUGAUGAAUGGCUAUUGUCUUCCUGAGCCUUUCUUCAGUGCUAAGUUGAAAGAAUGGGUGGAAAGGUUAAUGAAAACCAUGCGCGAUCCUUCUUUACCACUGUUGGAGCUUCAAGACAUCAUGACGAGUGUUUCAGGUCGCAUCCCCCCUGCUGUGGAGAAGGCCAUCAAGAAGGAGAUGGCUCAGUAUGCCAGCAACAUAACUUCUGUGCUUUGCCAGUUCCCCAGCCAGCAGAUUGCAAACAUACUGGACAGCCAUGCUGCUACUCUUAACAAGAAAUCAGAGAGAGAAGUCUUCUUUAUGAACACUCAAAGCAUUGUUCAGCUGGUGCAGAAGUACCGCAGCGGCAUCAGAGGUCACAUGAAGGCCGUCGUGAUGGACUUGCUUAGACAAUAUCUAAAAGUAGAGAUCCAGUUUCAGAAUGGACACUACGAUAAGUGUGUCUUUGCACUGCGUGAGGAAAACAAGGGUGACAUGGCCAAUGUGCUCAAUUAUAUCUUUUCCCAUGCUCAAGUCACCAAGAAGAACCUACUGGUUACUAUGCUGAUUGACCAGCUCUGUGGUCGUGAUCCAACACUAACAGAUGAAUUGAUGGCCAUUUUGACUGAACUCACCCAGCUCAGCAAGACAACCAAUGCAAAGGUGGCGCUGCGUGCUCGGCAGGUGUUGAUAGCUUCCCACCUUCCCUCUUAUGAGCUACGACACAACCAGGUGGAGUCAAUCUUCCUCUCUGCCAUUGAUAUGUAUGGGCACCAGUUCUGCAUUGAGAACCUGCAGAAACUGAUCCUUUCAGAGACAUCCAUAUUUGACGUUCUCCCCAACUUCUUCUACCACAGUAAUCAGGUAGUCAGGAUGGCUGCCCUCGAGGUGUACGUUCGGAGAGCAUACAUAGCCUACGAGCUCAACAGUGUUCAGCAUCGACAACUGAAGGACAACACAUGUAUAGUAGAGUUUCAGUUCAUGCUUCCAACUUCACAUCCCAACAGAGGGAACAUCCCCACUCUAAACAGGAAAAUGUUUCCUUCAGUCCUGGAUAAUCUAAAAGUCAUGGACACUAAAUUAGAGGAAACUAAACCCCAGGACCCUAAAGCACCAAAAAAAGAAUCACAGGAUGAUAAUGCUGAGAAGAAAAAUGCAUCAGAUUUGGAUACAGUGGACAGGAUGUCAUUCUCAUCCAACCUGAAUCACUAUGGCAUGGUGCACAUGGCCAGUGUGAGUGACGUUCUGCUUGACACGUCUUUUACACCACCUUGUCAGCGCAUGGGAGCCAUGGUGGCUUUCCGCAGCUUCCAGGAGUUCACAAAGAACAUAACAGAUAUGUUGAGCUGCUUCUCUGACUCUCCUCCACAAAGUCCAACCUUCCCAGAAGGAGGCAAUCCUGUGCUGUACGGUGAAGAGGACAACAAGAGUACCCAGGAUGAGCCUAUCCAUAUCCUGAAUGUUGCUAUAAAGACCGACAGCGACAUUGAUGAUGAUGGCCUGGCAGCUAUGUUCCGGGAAUUCACUCAGUCAAAGAAAUCUCUGCUGUUUGAACACGGCAUCCGAAGGUUGACUUUUCUUGUGGCUCAAAAGGAUUUCAGGAAGCAAGUCAACUGUGAGGUGGACCAAAGGUUUCAUAGGGAAUUUCCUAAAUUUUUCACAUUCCGUGCCAGGGACAAGUUUGAGGAGGACAGGAUCUAUCGUCAUUUAGAGCCUGCAUUAGCAUUCCAGCUGGAGCUCAACCGCAUGCGGAAUUUUGCUCUCACUGCCAUUCCAUGUGCCAAUCACAAGAUGCACCUGUACCUGGGUGCAGCCCGAGUGGAGGUGGGCACAGAAGUUACGGACUACCGUUUCUUUGUCCGAGCUAUUAUCCGCCACUCUGAUCUGGUAACAAAGGAGGCCUCCUUUGAAUACCUUCACAAUGAAGCAGAGCGCCUGCUUCUGGAAGCUAUGGAUGAACUGGAGGUGGCUUUCAACAAUACAACUGUGCGAACUGACUGUAACCAUAUCUUCCUCAACUUUGUCCCUACAGUCAUUAUGGACCCAUCAAAGAUCGAGGAGUCUGUGCGCUCCAUGGUGAUGCGUUACGGCAGCCGUCUGUGGAAGCUUCGAGUCCUGCAGGCUGAGUUGAAGAUUAACAUCCGCUUGACUCCAACAGGGAAGCAAAUUCCCAUCCGCCUCUUCCUUACUAAUGAAUCUGGCUACUACCUGGAUAUCAGCCUCUACAAGGAGGUCACUGAUUCCCGAACGGGACAGGUGGGGCCCAAAGACCGACAGAUUAUGUUCCAAGCAUAUGGAGACAAGCAGGGCCCUUUGCAUGGCAUGCUCAUCAAUACACCGUAUGUUACCAAGGACCUGUUGCAGUCUAAACGCUUCCAGGCACAAUCUCUGGGCACUACCUAUGUGUAUGACUUUCCAGAAAUGUUCAGACAGGCUCUGAAAAAGCUGUGGCAUUCAUGUCAGGCUUAUGCUGACUUACCUCAGUGUCCUCUUCCUUCUGAGCUGCUCACCUUCACAGAGCUGGUUCUUGAUGCUCAAGGUCAGCUGGUACAGAUGAAUCGACUGCCAGGGGGCAACGAGAUUGGCAUGGUGGCAUGGCGGAUGACCCUGCGAACCCCAGAGUACCCAGCAGGACGUGAGAUCAUUGUCAUAAGCAAUGACAUCACACACAAGAUAGGCUCCUUUGGGCCCCAGGAGGACAUGCUGUUCCUGCGAGCCUCAGAGAUGGCUCGGGAAAGUGGCAUCCCCCGACUCUAUAUUGCAGCCAACAGUGGUGCACGCAUUGGUCUGGCCGAGGAAAUCAGACACAUGUUUCAUGUGGCCUGGCAAGAUACAGCUGAUCCUUACAAGGGUUUCAAGUACCUCUACCUCACACCUCAGGAUUACAAGAAGGUUUCAGCUCUAAACUCAGUGCAUUGCGAACAUGUGGAGGAUGAGGGUGAAUCGAGGUACAAGAUCACUGACAUUAUAGGUAAAGAUGAAGGGCUGGGUGUGGAGAAUCUGAGAGGGUCGGGAAUGAUUGCCGGAGAAUCCUCUCUGGCUUACGAGGAGAUCAUCACGAUGAAUCUGGUCACAUGUCGAGCCAUAGGUAUUGGAGCCUAUCUGGUGAGGCUUGGACAGAGGACCAUACAAGUGGACAACUCCCACAUCAUCCUUACUGGAGCUGGAGCCCUCAAUAAGGUGCUGGGCAGAGAAGUGUAUACAUCCAACAACCAGCUCGGUGGAGUUCAGAUCAUGCACAACAAUGGUGUCACUCACUGCACUGUUUGUGAUGACUUUGAGGGAGUCUUCACUCUUUUGCAGUGGCUGUCCUACAUGCCCAAGUGUAAAUCUAGCCCAGUGCCCAUCCUCAAUGCCAAGGAUCCCAUAGAUCGACCAGUAGAGUUUGUACCUACCAAAGCUCCUUAUGACCCUCGCUGGAUGUUGGCAGGACGCCCGAGUCAGACUCCAAAGGGUUCCUGGCAGCUUGGCUUUUUCGACCAUGGCUCUUUCAUGGAGAUCAUGCAGCCGUGGGCUCAGAGUGUAGUGGUAGGCAGAGCCAGACUCGGUGGCAUACCGACUGGAGUUGUUGCUGUGGAAACCAGGUCAGUGGAACUGUCGAUCCCAGCUGAUCCAGCCAAUUUAGACUCCGAGGCUAAGAUCAUCCAACAGGCAGGACAGGUGUGGUUCCCAGAUUCUGCUUUCAAAACUGCUCAGGCCAUUAAGGACCUAAACCGGGAGGGCUUACCUCUCAUUGUGUUUGCCAAUUGGAGGGGCUUUUCUGGAGGGAUGAAAGAUAUGUACGACCAAGUGCUGAAAUUCGGAGCCUACAUUGUGGAUGGGCUGAGGGAGUACAAGCAGCCAGUAUUGGUUUAUAUCCCCCCUCAGGCUGAGCUGAGAGGAGGCUCCUGGGUGGUUAUAGAUCCCACCAUCAACCCCCGGCACAUGGAGAUGUACGCCGACAAGGACAGCCGAGGUGGUGUGUUGGAGCCUGAAGGGACAGUUGAGAUCAAGUUUAGAAGGAAGGAUCUGGUCAAGACCAUGCGAAGAGUAGAUCCAGUCUACAUGGGCUUGGCUGAGAAAUUGGGAACCCCAGAGCUGAGCCCUCCUGAUCGCAAAGAGCUGGAAACCAAACUUAAGGAGCGUGAGGAGUUUCUUUUACCCAUCUACCAUCAGGUGGCUGUACAGUUUGCGGACCUCCAUGACACCCCAGGUCGCAUGCAAGAGAAGGGGGUCAUCACGGAUAUCCUAGAAUGGCAGACAUGCCGUCAGUUCUUCUACUGGCGUCUGCGGCGUCUGCUGCUGGAGGAAACAGUGAAGAGGAAGAUCCAGGUGGCCAACAGCGAGCUGACAGAUGGGCAGAUCCAGGCGAUGUUGCGCCGCUGGUUUGUGGAGGCCGAGGGGGCUGUAAAGGCCUAUCUGUGGGAUAACAAUGAAGAAGUGGUGGCAUGGCUGGAGAGGCAGCUAGCUGAAGAAGAGGGUGCAAGAUCGGUCAUCGACGAGAACAUCAAGUACAUCCGCAGAGACCACAUCCUCAAGCAGAUUCGCAGCCUUGUUCAAGCCAAUCCAGAGGUUGCCAUGGAUUCUAUUGUGCACAUGACCCAGCACAUCUCACCUACUCAGAGAACAGAAGUGGUACGUAUCCUGUCCACUAUGGAGACAGCGUCCUCCUAGUGGGUGCCUGUCUUUGCCCAUGCUUGGCUUAAACCCCAGCUUAGGCCAGAGCCUGCUUCAACCUGAUCUGGAGACUGAGUUUAGAGGAGCCAGCGUGAUGACCCCUGGCAGCAGCCACGUUGCUAAUGAACCGCUGGCAAUGAUUCCCAGUAAGCAAGAGUUGACUGACAUCAUUUAUAACAUUUUGUAAAUGGCCGUACACAUGUGCUAGUAUUUAAGAUGAAUUCAUGUAUUUUGUACUGAAGUGCAAUUAAAAGAAUGACAAUAUAGAAAUAUCUAGUGAAUUUAAUUAAUACGUUUGGAGUUUACACAGACUGCUCGAGAGGAUGUCUAUGCUUCCAUGAUAAUCCAUGCUUUUCAACUGGAGUGUUCCCAAGUAUAAAUUAAACACACUGUUCUUAAAAACACACCUUGGUUUGUGACACACGCUUGCUAAGAUUUGUAAGCGUUUUGAUGACCGGCUCAACAAUAGUGACGCAUUGCUAGAGGAGUUAGCAAGAAAGGGUUUUUUUUACACUCCUAAGCAUGGAGCACUUAGUUACUGAACAAAGACAGAAUUGAACAGGGGAGCUCAGCAGGGAGCAGCAGAAAGGUCCCUUUUAAACCCCAACUAUUGCACAGUUACCCUGCAGUGAGCAAUGGGCAGCUCGCCUCACAACAAAACCACAGCUGUCCCCUUCACACAGUAAAUGCUGCUUUAGAGGCACUUUAGUGCUUACUGUUCCCUUACAUUGCAGCCAGAAUGAAGCCUGCAUUUGAAAUGUUGCGUCUAGCAGACGUACAAACAUAAACGCACAAAGUGAAACAAACAGUAACGCACGGAGAGUUGACGAUAGCUUAAAUAAGAAAUGAUAAUGGCACUAAACGGAGUUUAAAACGUAAGCUUGCUCAGAGAGAUAUUUUUUUCCUCUUUGUUUUGACAGCUGUUGAGUCUUAAAUUGAGAACAAGCUUUACUUAUGUUUUUAUUUGUUUACGUUUCUGUUUUUUUUUUCUAAAGAGAUGUAUUUGAAUUAACAAUCAAAUGGCCAAAUUUUUUAAAAUGUCUGUGAAAUGAUAAAAGCUACUGUUCACAUAUACGUUACAUUUUAACCGUAAUCAACUGUUGCUGAAGUUUUUACGUCUGAUGUAUGAAACGUCGUUUAUUUUUAACAAUUAAACCAGUCUUUUGAAACACAUAUUGAACUGUAUUUGUGUUAUGAUAGAAAGACAACCUGUUGUAAGGAAAUGAGUACAUAAUGAUAAUAAUAACAACAGCUAAACGGCACUACAUUGUUAAAUUUAGACUUUUAGAUCAUUGUGUCACUAUAAUGCACUGCUGAAUACCAAUGUUGGCAAUGUGAAAUGGCUUCAUAGUUAUUGCUGUGCCUUUUCUGUGUGUGUGUGUGUGUGUGUGUGUGUGUUGACACCUGUACUGACAAGCUUCCCAGCUGCUUUCUAAGUAACUGGAUGUUUCCUAUUUGAAGACGGAAAAUAAUCUACACUGUUGACGAUGUGCUCUAAAUGUAACUUCAACUUUAAAUAAAGCUUGCCCAACUUAG